Hippopotamus amphibius kiboko is the source of this 1702-nucleotide messenger RNA. RefSeq names its product adenylate kinase isoenzyme 1-like. Gene Ontology annotation, molecular function: ATP binding; AMP kinase activity. Lineage: Eukaryota; Metazoa; Chordata; Mammalia; Artiodactyla; Hippopotamidae. The record is from RefSeq and is a predicted model, not a curated record. Gene Ontology annotation, cellular component: cytoplasm; cytosol. Bases 948 to 1580 code for a protein of 210 amino acids. Gene Ontology annotation, biological process: nucleoside triphosphate biosynthetic process. The transcript is spliced from 3 exons.
CAGGCCGCCUCGGCGCAGCCUACCCGCAGCUGAAGACAGCGCCUUCUGUCGCCGGCGAGCUGGCGGACCCCAAUAUAUGGCCCGACAACCCAAUCAGGCCGCGUGGGAACGCCCCCAGCGUGACGUCACACCGGAGGACCACGGGGCAUCUUGGGAGGCGAGAGAGAAAAGCGCUCCGCUAGCGGGAGCGGGGGCGCCUUGCGCAUGCGCCACUCCACUCCGGAAGUGAGUCCGGGGAGGCCGCGUUACCACAGCAACCGAGGCCUUCUCCUUCGCACCCGACCGCAGCGGCUCUACCUGGGCGUCUUCGGAUUUCAUUUCUAACCCCUGCCCUGGGGUUAACCCUAUCAUCUCGCCAAAUGGUCGGGCCGGGGGCUUUUGUGACGUUGAGCUGAGCCAGGAGGGGUCAGGGCCUGGGUGGGGAUGGGGCGCGAUCACCCCACGGGCCGCUGGUGGGAUGGGUCUGUGCAACUCCAAGCUGCCCCAGAUGGGCAGGCCCCUGAGGCCCCAGGAGAAGGGUAACAUCGCGGGGGUGGCUGGCUUACGGUGGGGAAGGGAAGGAGGCUCUGGAGGGCGGGAGAGUACAGGUGUCCCACGUCCCCCAAGUCCACCCCCACCCCCUCCCCCACUGUGGUAGUAACACAACUGCGCAUGCUCGGGGCCAGUCUUUCAAAGAGCCGCUUGACCACCUGCUGUGCUGGGUUCUGGGUAGUCCGUGGUCGAUGUGGCAAACCAGCUCCCUGUUCUCUUGGAGAGUACGGUGUGGAGGAGGAGACGGUCUCAGAAAAUGGUACCUGUAACCCAGGAGGAAUCGGAGCUGCCACAGGGAAAGAGCAGGUGGCCCUGCGGGCUCAGGGAAGAGGGGAGGUUUAAACUAGGAGUUGGCUAAGCAGAAGGGGAGGGAAGACAGACACCAAAACUGCACCGUAAACUACAGCACUCCAUAGAUGUGUUUGACAGUUGCGGACAUUCAUCAACUCGGCACCCACUACGAUAUGUCGGAAACCAUGCCAACUACUAGAAAUAUAGGGACGAGGAAGACAAAUAGACCUCGUCCUCGUGGAGUACAGAGUCUGGCUGGGGAGGCGAACAGAGCAAACAUCCUCACGUCCCCCUUGAUCAUCUUCGUGAUGGGCGGCCCAGGCUGUGGCAAAGGAACGCAGUGCAAGAACAUGGCGACCAAGUAUGGCUUCUGCCACAUGGGGCUGGGCCAGCUGCUGCGGCAAGAGGCCCAACAGGGCACCCGGCGGGGCCAGAAAAUCCGUGACAUCAUGCUGCAGGGGCUUCUGGUGCCCACGGGUGUCAUCCUUGACAUGAUCAGCGAUCACAUGCUGUCCUGCCCGGAGAGCCGGGGCUUCCUCAUUGACGGCUUCCCCCGGGAGCUGAGGCAGGCCAAGGAGUUUGAGCGCAUUGUGAGUGACCCCAACACCCGUGAGGGCAGAAGCUGGGCCCCCUCCCCGCCUCGGAUGCAGAUCCGCAGGGGCCAGACCCGGGGGAGAAGAGUUGAUGACGGAGAUGCGGUUUUGCGUUAUCUUGGGGACGGACGGUCAGACUGUUGGAAGCGUCUGGAACCUGGGUGAAGAGCUGGUGGGCUCUCCGAGGGUGGGGACAAAGUCGUUUUGUGUUUUGUUUCGUUUCGUUUUUGGCUGCACCACACAGUGGUGAGGGAUCUUACUUCCCGGACCAGGGAUAGAACCUGCGC